CCAGUUCUCACACUGCAGCAUCUGAAGAGCGGGGGAUCUCUCUUACACAAACAUAUCUGAACAUCCUUCUUUACUGCAUUCAAAGCCCCAUUGGAGCUAGCGUGCCCCCUCUUUCUUCCCCUGCUAAGGACUCCUCUGUGCCUUCCAACCAGCGUUUUGUCCGUCUCUGGAGAAUUUCCAGCCAAAAUGUCUUCUAAGCUGCCUUCAGGCAAACCCACGUCCCCUUUCAGGAAGAGAGGCAGCCUGCAGUAUACAGCCACUGGAGUAGAUCUCCGUGUUGGCCGACACCACCUCACAUCCCAGCAUUCCUUGCCUGGCAACCCUGUAGCCAAGCACGGCCACAUUGAUCUGCGCACAUCCAUGGAUGGCAAAUACAAAGAGAUUGCAGAGGAGCUGUUCUCCCGCAGCCUGGCUGAGAGUGACAUGCGGAGCGCUCCAUAUGAGUUCCCUGAGGAGAGCCCCAUUGAGCAGCUGGAGGAGAGGCGGCACCGACUCGAGCGGCAAAUCAGCCAGGAUAUCAAGUUUGAGCCUGAUAUCCUACUGCGAGCCAAACAGGACUUCAUGAAAACAGACAGUGCAGCUGAUCUGGAGUAUAUGAAAGAACAGAGCCAGGCGCCCAAAGAACUAUAUCCCGAGAGAGAGCUCGUCCCUGAGAGAGAGUAUCAGAGAGUCGCGAUCUCUGGAGAGGAGAAAUGUGGGGUUCCUUUUACUGAUCUGCUGGAUGCUGCUAAAUGUGUGGUCAAAGCUCUCUUCAUAAGAGAGAAGUAUAUCUCUCUGUCCAUGCAGAGCUUCUGCAGGACCACAGUACGUUACUUGCAGGAGGAGCUGGGUGACCGACACCUGGAUCUCAACACCUUUGAGGAGAUGCCUGAGUCUUCUGUAUCUGCAAGUGCAACAGUCCACCCACCUGUGUCAGAAACCCACCCCUAUGAGGGGUUUGACCCUGCCAACAUGCCCCCUGGGUUGGGCUACACCUGCAAGAUGGUUGAUGGUGUUGUUCAUGUUUACACGCAUAAUUCCUCAGAGCUGGAUCUGCCACACCCAGACCUGCAGGAAUACAUCGCGGAUAUGAACAUGAUGAUGGCGCUCAUCAUUAAUGGGCCAGUGAAAUCUUUCUGCUAUCGCCGACUGCAGUACCUCAGCUCCAAGUUCCAGAUGCACAUUCUCUUAAACGAGAUGAAAGAGUUGGCGGCACAGAAGAAGGUCCCUCACCGUGAUUUCUACAACAUCAGGAAGGUGGACACACACAUCCAUGCCUCAUCCUGUAUGAAUCAGAAGCACCUGCUGCGCUUCAUUAAAAGAGCCAUAAAGAAAUAUCCAGGUGAAAUCGUCCAUGUAGAACAAGGCAGAGGACAGACCCUAACAGAGGUGUUUGAGAGCAUGAACCUGACGGCCUUUGACCUCAGCGUAGACACUCUGGAUAUGCACGCGGACCGCAACACAUUCCAUCGCUUUGAUAAAUUCAAUUCCAAAUACAACCCCAUUGGAGAGUCCAUCCUCCGAGAAAUCUUUAUUAAGACUGACAACCAUAUUGAGGGGAAAUACUUUGGCCACAUAAUCAAGGAGGUGAUGGCAGACCUGGAGGAGAGCAAAUACCAGAAUGUGGAGCUGCGUCUCUCCAUCUACGGCCGCUCACGAGAUGAAUGGGAUAAGCUGGCUCAGUGGGCCGUCAAGCACAAGGUUUAUUCUGAGAAUGUGCGCUGGCUGGUGCAGGUGCCACGGCUAUUUGAUGUGUACCACACCAAGAAGCAGCUCUCUAACUUCCAAGAGAUGCUAGAGAACAUUUUCAUGCCUCUGUUUGAAGCCACUGUCAAUCCCAGCAGUCACCCACAGCUGCAUCUCUUCCUGCAACAUGUUGUCGGGUUUGAUAGUGUGGAUGAUGAGUCCAAACCUGAGCAUCACAUCUUUAACCUGGACAGCCCAAAACCUGUGAACUGGACGGAGGAAGACAAUCCUCCAUACUCGUAUUACCUGUACUACAUGUAUGCAAAUAUGACUGUACUCAACCACCUGCGCAGGCAAAGGAACAUGAAUUCGUUUGUAUUACGUCCGCACUGUGGAGAGGCAGGGCCUAUCCACCACCUCGUGUCUGGAUUUAUGCUCUCGGAGAAUAUUUCCCAUGGCCUACUUUUGAGAAAAGCUCCUGUACUGCAGUAUCUGUAUUACCUGGCUCAGAUCGGCAUUGCCAUGUCCCCGCUCAGCAAUAACAGCCUCUUCCUCAGUUACCAUCGAAAUCCUCUCCCUGAGUACCUGUCCAGAGGCCUCAUGGUGUCUUUGUCCACUGAUGACCCCCUGCAGUUCCACUUUACAAAGGAGCCGCUGAUGGAGGAGUACAGCAUCGCUGCUCAGGUGUGGAAGCUGAGCUCAUGUGACAUGUGUGAACUGGCCCGAAACAGUGUGCUUAUGAGCGGAUUUUCUCACCAGGUGAAAAGCUACUGGCUGGGGCCACAUUAUCUGAAAGAGGGGCAGGAGGGCAACGACAUCAGACGCACCAAUGUUCCAGACAUCCGUGUGGCGUACCGCUUCGAGACUCUGUGCGAGGAGCUGAAUCUGAUCACGCAGGCUGUGCGGUCAGAGGAGCUGGAGGUUGAAGAACAGGACUCCCUGUGCAUGACUGCAGGACCGGCCAGACGUUAGAGGCAUCGCACACUUUCAAUUAUUCAACAAGUGAAGAGUGCGAGUGAAAGAAUACCAACUGAAAACACACUUACAGAACCGAUGAAGGCUCCAGCAACCGACAGUCAACCUUCAAGAAACCCCAGAAGUCUCCCCCUUUGUCACUGUGGACCUUACACUGUCCAUACAUAACCUGCAGUCCAGCAUGAAGAUCAGUGGUUUACAUCGUCAUAGAUAAUGAACCGUCGUUUGGUGUUGCUUGUACACUUGUUCUGAACACUAACAGCCAUAAGCAUUGGCUCUUUGGCUAUUCUGUAUGAGCUCAAGUACCUACGCACAUCUCUGUCAUGAGCCAUCAUAAUCAUGUCAUUUUUAAAUGGAUUAUUUCCUCCUUCAUAUUCUUGGUUUUGACAGGUUAUGUUUUAAUGUGUCUUUUAUUGUGAUAUUAUUUAUUUUUCAGUGGUUAUCCUUUGAGUCAUUUGGCAAUUUUUAGUUGUGUCUGUAAUUGAACGAUUAUUAGUGCUAUUUAUUGUAAAUUAGACAUGAUAUCAAAGUGAAAUGUAUUUUUUCUGCUUCUCUAUCUCAAAAUAAAAUAUUAUAAUUAUGGGA
Pimephales promelas (fathead minnow) is the source of this 3225-nucleotide messenger RNA. It is a transcript of the gene ampd2b, whose product is annotated as adenosine monophosphate deaminase 2b. Lineage: Eukaryota; Metazoa; Chordata; Actinopteri; Cypriniformes; Leuciscidae. Gene Ontology annotation, cellular component: cytosol. Gene Ontology annotation, molecular function: AMP deaminase activity. Gene Ontology annotation, biological process: IMP salvage; AMP metabolic process. The record is from RefSeq and is a predicted model, not a curated record.